Messenger RNA from Cryptomeria japonica (Japanese cedar), 2185 nucleotides. Its product is annotated as cysteine-rich receptor-like protein kinase 2. Bases 92 to 2032 code for a protein of 646 amino acids. Lineage: Eukaryota; Viridiplantae; Streptophyta; Pinopsida; Cupressales; Cupressaceae. Gene Ontology annotation, biological process: protein phosphorylation. The transcript is spliced from 7 exons. The record is from RefSeq and is a predicted model, not a curated record. Gene Ontology annotation, molecular function: protein kinase activity; ATP binding.
UCAAAGCUGAAUGUUCUAACAUGACAAGACAACCAGAAAGAACUUCAAAAAGACCAGCAGGUUAUCGUUUUUUUAAGUCUCCCCAAUAUCAAUGGCAAAAUCCAGAGCAAUGGCUGGAAAAGGCUGGCAAGUUGAGAAUACUGUAAGGUUUAUUAUAUUAUUUCCCACGUUAGUAAUGGCCCCCAUUAGGGCAAAUCCAGAAAACAGACUUUUAGCUUACGCAUGCGGCAGCAACCCCCCCAAUAACCAGUCCCUCUUCGAGCAAAUUUCGGACAACGCGCUGGCGUCUGUGGUGAAAGAAGUUGGUCCAUCUGGAUUUGCCACAACAGACGAGGUGGCAUCUACAGAGACAACAACGGAUUCAAUAUACGUUCUGGCACAGUGCAGAAAGGAUAAGUCCUCUGUCGAUUGCCUUAACUGCAUAAAGCUUGCAGAGAAUCAAAUUCGCAACUGCUCUAGUGUGUCCGCCAAAGCAUUCUACGACGACUGUUAUCUGCGUUACGAGAAUGGCAAUUUUUAUGAAGUAUACACUGAUGCCACACAUAAACAGGUCUGCGGCACUGUCGACGCCACCGCUUCGAGUUUAUUUUCGGCAACCGGUCGAAGUUUGAUAAGUGAUCUUUGCACUGCAACUCCGCGAAUGAAAGAUUAUUUUGCUGCGCAGACGAGACAAGGGCCGUCUAAUACGACUAUCUAUGGACUUGCCUUUUGUCUGCUCUCCAUUAAAAGGGAUUCCUGCGAAAGUUGCCUCAGUAUUGCUCAGGAAAACAUAAAUAAGUGUUUUCCUAGCUCCGAGGGACGGGCUAUAGACGCCGGCUGCUACUUGCGAUACGAUUCCAAACCCUUUUAUCCAAGCAAUGCGACUAUCGAGUUGGCACAUUUCUUAUCCACAGGGAAAAAGAAGGUGAGUUCUGCAGUGUGGAUAAUAAUUGGUGUUGUGGGAGGGGUAUUCCUACUUGGCCUUUUAACUUAUCUCCAUGUCUUCCGGAAGCAGAAACAAGCGGAUAUUGAAGGAGCAACGGAACUCCGUGGGCCAGAGGAUUUUGAUUUCAAGAUACUGAAAAAGGCAACUAACAAUUUUGAUCAAGCAAAUAAACUUGGACAAGGAGGGUUUGGUGAAGUAUUCAAGGGUACGUUGAAAAAUGGCAAAGUUGUGGCAGUAAAGAAGCUGACAUUAGGUCGCUCUGUCCACCCAAUUUCUGAAUUCGAAAGCGAAGUGAAACUCAUUUCUAAUGUUCAUCACAGAAAUCUUGUGCGUUUACUUGGAUGUUGCAGGAAAGGCCAAGAAAGGCUUCUGAUUUAUGAGUACAUGCCCAACAGCAGCCUCGACAGAAUAUUAUUUGGAAAAAAUAAAAGACUUUUGAGUUGGAAGGAAAGAUUCAACAUUAUCUUGGGCACUGCUCGUGGUCUGGCCUAUCUCCAUGAGGAAUUUCAUGUCUGUAUUAUCCAUCGUGAUAUUAAAUCAAGCAACAUAUUACUUGAUGACAACUUUCAGGCAAAAAUAGCAGAUUUUGGGCUGGCAAGGCUUUUUCCGAAUGAUAAAACUCAUAUUAGUACAAGAUUUGCAGGAACCCUAGGAUACACGGCUCCCGAAUAUGCUGGCCAAGGAAAAUUAACAGAGAAAGCUGACACCUACAGUUUCGGAGUGGUGGUUCUUGAAAUUAUCAGCGGCAGAAAAAGCAUUGACUUGAAGCAACUACCUCAUAUGCAGUAUCUGAUUCAAUGGGUUUGGAGUCUAUACGAAGAUAACAAGAUUUUAGAGGUAGUGGAAAGUGAAAAGGAGAUGGAAGGGUAUAGUGAAGAAGAGGUGUUGAAGGUGAUAAACCUUGCGCUUUUAUGUAUACAAGUUUCUGCCAAACAUAGGCCAUCAAUGUCCGAGGUCGUGACACUCUUAAGUAAAGAUGAAAUUGAUUUUCAGAAAAAUCAUCUCCAACCAACAUUCGUAGAUGUGGGGUACAAAGCACAUGGAGAAAGUUCCACAUCUUCAUCUCAAGCUAAUGCAACGAUUACAGAGUCCUUUAGUGCUCGUUAACAUAGUAGCGUGAUAGGAUGGAUUUAGCAUGAUAGGAUGGAUUGUCAAAUUCUAACCGAUUAUAUAGUUCCUCCUUCCUAUUUUCAAAUAGGAUUUAAAUGUGACAAUAUAUAGUUUUUCAUUCUCUCUUUAAAUAUAAUUUUAUUUUUUAAA